This is a messenger RNA of Meloidogyne enterolobii, 1419 nucleotides long. The record is from the annotation of a GenBank genome assembly. NCBI's taxonomy places the organism in Eukaryota, Metazoa, Nematoda, Chromadorea, Rhabditida, Meloidogynidae.
GGAUUGUCAAGAUAAGUGUGAAGAGUUCCAAAAAUCGAUUAUAAUUGUGCAUCUCCAAACACCUUAUCUUCAAUUAUUAAUUACUGGAGAAAAGAAAGAGAAAAUGAAAACUUAAUCCGUAUUGAGGUUGAAUAUUCAUUAAAGAAGUAUCGAGAAAGAUGUAUAAUUGCUGAAGAUAAAAUUAUGAAAUUAGAAUCAGAAAUUGCUAAAUUAACCAAUGAAGUUGAAAUUAAUGCAAAAAUUGAUGUUGAAAAAGAAGAAUUGUUAACUCAAUUAAAUUCUUUAAGGGAAGUUCAAAAUCAUUAUCAACAAAUUAAAAAAUCGUUUGACGAAUUAAAUGAACGUUUUACUUCAACAAAUGUGCUGGCACAAGGAUUGGAAGUAGAGCAAGCAAAAUUGCUUGCAGAGAAGACUGAAUUGAAUAAAAAAUUGGAAAAUGCUACAAAAUUGUCUAAAGGUAGAGCACAACAAAUUAAAUUGUUAAAAGAACGUCAUGAUCGGGCAAUGGCUAUGGCUAGCAAAUAUUCGCCUGAAAUUGUUAAUUCUCUUCAGUAUGAUUUUUAUAAAAGUUUAAAAAUCAUACUAAAUUUAUUUAAAAGGGGCGAUAUUGAAAAAUUAAAAUUGGAUAUGUCUCAAAAAGAGGAUGAUUUUGGAAUUUUGAGGAGAGAAUGUGAUCGGCUCACUGAAGAACUUAAAAAAACUAAGGAUGAACAUAACACACUUAAUGCAGAAUAUACCAAAGCUGUUGCAACGCAUAAAGCAACACAUGAAAGUCUUCUUAUGGUCAAACAUGUUGCUAGAAAAAUUCGUGAAGAAAAAAUUAAACUUUCCGCAGAAAAUGUAAAACUUCAGGACGAACUUAUGGUUGUUCAAGACCAAUUGGUAAAGACUCGAGAUUCUGUUGCUGCUGUCGCUGUAAGCUCUUCAAAUGUCGAAGCUGUUUCAACUAUACAAGCUGAGAGGAAGGAAUAUCAAACAAAAAUUGAGGAAUUGACAAAGAAAAUUGAGGCGUCUACUCAACAAAUUAAAGAAUUAGAAGCUCAAAGGGACGAAUUAUUGAUAAAAAUUGAAAUGAUUGAAAAAGCUUAUAAAAGCAGUCAAGAGAAGAUUCGACAAAUGGGAAGUGAAAUUAAGAAAUUGAAGGAAGAAAAUGAGCAAUUGAGUAAAUUUGAAGCAAGUGAAAUUGGUGAAGGAAUAAUUGACAUUGACGACAUUCCUGUUGCAGCAGCUACUGAACCAGCUUCUUCAACAGAUCCUCCUGUCAAAACUGUUCCUGUUGAUAGUUCUGGAGAGAAUAUCCAAGUUUCUUAUGAUGGAAAUAAGCGAGAGGGAGAAGGAGAUGACAAUUUGGGGUUAAAAAAUUUUGUGGAGGAAAAGAAGAAACCAAGGAACAAAGGAAAGGUCUGUAAAAAUAAUUAA